Messenger RNA from Mugil cephalus (flathead mullet), 2590 nucleotides. It is a transcript of the gene acot20, whose product is annotated as acyl-CoA thioesterase 20. The record is from RefSeq and is a predicted model, not a curated record. The transcript has 4 exons. NCBI's taxonomy places the organism in Eukaryota, Metazoa, Chordata, Actinopteri, Mugiliformes, Mugilidae. The coding region runs from base 121 to 1368 and encodes 415 amino acids. Gene Ontology annotation, biological process: acyl-CoA metabolic process; fatty acid metabolic process. Gene Ontology annotation, molecular function: fatty acyl-CoA hydrolase activity.
GGUUGCACCCAGCUGGUUCCCUUCCUGUCUACUCGAUGCAGUGACUCCAGACCUGAGCCCAAGGACAAAUUAUAGGGAAAGGUCACUCUGGGGAUUAAAGCGUCGCCGUCCUGAAACAAAAUGGCUUACUCGCAGAUCCGCCUGAAAAUUCUACCCAGCGUCCGUUGCCUCUUCGAUAAACUGGUGCAGGUAAAAGUAGAAGGGCUCGCUCCUCACAAACCGGUGGAGCUGAGAUCCAAAGUGGUCGACGACAGAGGAAUCACUUUCAAAGCUUCUGCACUGUACGAAGCAGACCAAACGGGCCGGGUGGACCUGUGCCGGGCGCCCUCCCUGGGAGGAAGCUACACCGGCGUGGAGCCCAUGGGUUUGUUCUGGGCCUUGGCACCGGACACUCCUCACAACAAACACCUGAAGAGGAACGUGCUCACUGCAACACAGGUGAUGAUAGAGGCUCUGAAUGGGGAGACGGGCGAGCUGUUGGCCUCUGAGACCAACGAGAGAGGAUACAUGACCGAGGGGAUGAAGAGGAUACCUGUGCAAGAGGGCAGAAUACGAGGAGUCCUCUUCAUACCUCCAGGAAAGGGGCCGUUCCCAGGAAUUGUAGAUUUGUAUACUUUUGGUGGAGGGCUCACCGAGCCCAGAGCCAGCCUUUUGGCAGGUAAAGGUUUUGUUGUCCUGGCGCUGGCUUAUUUACGUUACCCGGGGUUACCGAAAACCCCUGAAAGCUUGCAGCUGGAGUACUUUGAAGAGGGCGUAGCAUAUCUGAGGAGACGACCAGAGGUUGAAGGACCUGGAAUUGGCAUAAUAUCAAUCUCUCACAGUGGGGCUUUGGCUUUGGCGAUGUCCUCUUUCUUCUCUGGGAUCUCGGCAACCGUCUGCAUCAACGCCUGCAACGCGAACACCGUGAUCCCUUUGCACUACAAAGACACCGUGAUCCCUCCGCUCCCCCCGGUGCUGGACAACGUCAAAAUCACAGACUCCGGGCUUAUAGACAUACGCGACAGCUUACCGGACCCCACCUCGGGAGGGAACAGGGCGUCCGUGAUUCCGAUCCAGCGCGCCAGCUGCCACUUCCUGUUCGCCGCGUCCGGGGACGACCACAACUGGAACAGCGCCUUCUUUGCCGAGCAGGCGGCGGCGACGCUGAGAGAGCACGGCAAGGAAUCCUUCCAGCUGGUCACCUACCCGAAGGCGGGACACUUUCUGGAGCCCCCUUACACGCCUUACUGUCCGUCCGGGGUCCACGCGGCUGUGGGGAGGGCCGUGGUGUUCGGCGGGGAGCCAAAGGCGCACGCCGAGGCUCAGCUCGACCUGUGGGAACGGGUCCAGGAGUUCUUCAAGAGCCACUUGGGCGACAAGGGCACUUGAUAGGAGGCAGCGCGGUAUCAAGUCCACCGGGCAUCCCUGGAUUGUUGUGAUGCUUAGCGAGCAGGGGUUUCCUCAAAAGUGUGUCUAGUUCUCAACCGACCUACACCGAUCAGCCACAACAUUAAGUAUAUUAAAACCACCAAACGAUUAAACGAAUAGUAUUUAUGAUUCCCACUGCGAUGUUAAUGUUCUCCUGGGAUUACCUGGGUCCUGGCAUUUAUGAGGAUGUUACUUGGAUACCACCACCUGAGCAUCGUCGCAGACCAAACACACCCCCAUGGCAACCGGUUCUUCCUCGCGUCCUGGUGCCAUAUGUUCCCCCAGCAAUGCACACAAACAAUCUGUUGCUCACGUGCCCCAUUAUAAGUGCUUUAAUUAGCGGACAGGGGUCAACUCGCACACCCUGGCUGACCUGUGGCUACGCAGCUACAUGAAAAGAACCAGCAUUAAUGUUUUCAGCUCUUCUGUCGGGCCAGUCUUCGCUCCCCACGUUCACUGACAACCCUCGGUCGCCUCGUGACUACGUCGCCUGUUCAUAUUUACCGACCGCUGCCGACCGGGAACACCCCAUAAAAGCUGCAGUUUUGGAUAAACUCUGACCCGGUCAUCUGUCCAUUACAAAUUUUGACAGAAGUUGCUCAAAUUUAUCCAUUCGUCCUGCGUCAAACACCAACUUUGAGUACAAAAUGUUCUCUUACAGUCUAAUAUAUCACUGACUGACCCAUUGACUCCCAUUGAUGCUUAUAAUGUUGUGGCUGAUCUCACCCAGUCAUCUAUCCAUGACAUUUCUGACAAUGUCAGAGUUGCUCAGAUUUAUCCACUUGUCCUUUUUUUCCUGCUUUAAACAUCAGCUUUGAGUACAAAAUGUUCUCUUACAGAUUAAUAUAUCACCGACUGACCCAUUGACUCCCAUUAUAAUGUUAUGGCUGAUCAGAUCAGUGUAUGUCACAAACUAAAUCAACUUUUUUGGUGGAAAUCAAUCACUACAUCUGAUAGAACUUAUAGCCUCUUUGUCACAUAAAUUCUGACUUGUCAACAAUAGAAAUUAAAAUAAAUUACUGUUUAAUUAUUUAACUUUAUUAUGCUUUAGUGACUGACUUGCGUCGUAUUUAAUUUAGUUCAUUUCACGUUUGCCUAAAAGUAAAAUGUUUGUUACGGUUAAACCCAGUAGUGAAUUGCAGUACAGUGUCUGUACAAAUGAAUAAAUGAAUCAUUUGUGACG